AUGGCACCAGUUCCUAUGGACUUCGUCAAUAUCCCUAAUGGUGUUUCCAAAGCCCCAGACGCCUCCAUCGCGGAGCUUGGGAUGCAGUCCCCAACUCUGGAGCCUAUGCAAAGUCUCCAGCCACCCAAGCUGAGCGUGAACCGGGAGCUGUCGAAGCUCACCCUGCCUACGAGACCAGGCUUCGGCCGCUCAUCGAGUGUUGCGUUUGAAGGUCGCGGAACCGUUCACGUCUUUUUGAAAACACUCGAGAACGAACGCUUGAAGCACAUGCCACACGAUGGAUCUAGUUGGGACAGAAUCCUCAAGUGGGCGGAUAAUAUUGGUGGAGUCGUCUUGCUCAGCCUUGGUGUCUUGAGCGAGUUCAUGCUCAAUAGCGAAGAUGCUACUCGUCUCAUCUGUGACAGCUGCACGUCUCUUAUCCAGUUGGGCACUGGACACACGAAGAUACUCCUCAAAGUCUUCAGCCAGUUUCAUAAGAUUGCCGUCUCACUAUCUGUGUUUAUUCGCCAGAACCAUCUGAUCAAGUCAAAUCCCGACGUACGACGCGAAUUGGCACACGCCUUUCAAGAUUUCGCCCACUUGACACGCGACGUCAGAAUCUUCUGCUACACUCGGAGCCGAGGUGUAGGACUUGUCAGCUCUACUGAACUCGAUCUCUUCAUCGCAUUCGAAUCCGCAGCGUUUUAUCGGCCUCUGGAGUCCGUCUCCAUAUCCUCUUGGACUUCAAGCAAGCAAUGCUCCCACUUCGAUGUUCGCGAGAUCCGCAACUUCUUGUCACCGCAAGAUAGCGUUGUAAAGAAAAUUCUAUCGAAUCAGCUUUACUCCGAAUCACGACGUGCCGAAUUCACGUGCGAAUGGUUCGCAAGUCCAUUGAGACAGUUCAUGAGAAAUGGUAAGAAGGUUUUGCUCGUUUCGGGUCCAGCAUGCUCAGGCAAGACGGUACUUGCCCGCUAUAUUCACGAGAAGCUUCAAACUGAUAAUGUCGACAAUGAUCCGUUUGACGUCAUCACAUUCUCUGUUGAUACCAACGUCAAUUAUACUACAAGCUCGCUGAACAUGAUCAAGACUUUGCUCUUGCAGCUUCUAGACCGAAAAGUUGGCUGCCAUAGCCUUCUUUCACACAUCAAAGAAGCAAUGGAACAUGCACAAGGCGGCUGCUCAUCCAAUGAAGUCGAAGCUGCGCUCUGGAAGGCGUUUGAAGUUUCCCUAGAUGAGCGAAAAGUCCUUGUCCUCAUCGAUGGCUUGGAUCAACUGAUCGGAUCAAGGAUUGGCAACCCGCCAGCUCUGGAGAAGCUCGAUGCUAUCACUCGAACCAAGCAGAAUGUGAAAGCUAUUCUGCUCAGUCGACCUAUAGGCGAUGCUGCUCUGAAACAUUGCCAGGAGCACAUUGCUUUGGAUACUGUUGAGGAAGCCCUGAGUGACAUUAAGCAUUUCAUCGAGGACUUCCUUUACCACCACUCGGAACUUUACCACCUCAAGGACUCUGAGCGGCAUGACAUCGUCCAGAAGUAUGCCUCAGCUGCGAAUGGCUCUUUCCUUUUGGCGGGAUUGCAGCUUCAGUAUGCGAAGGGCAAGGAUUUCGAUUGA
Messenger RNA from Cucurbitaria berberidis CBS 394.84, 1587 nucleotides. RefSeq lists its product as uncharacterized. The transcript is spliced from 5 exons. Gene Ontology annotation, molecular function: ATP hydrolysis activity. Bases 1 to 1587 code for a protein of 528 amino acids. The record is from RefSeq and is a predicted model, not a curated record. Lineage: Eukaryota; Fungi; Ascomycota; Dothideomycetes; Pleosporales; Cucurbitariaceae.